Messenger RNA from Megalops cyprinoides (Indo-Pacific tarpon), 814 nucleotides. RefSeq names its product guanylyl cyclase-activating protein 2-like. The transcript has 4 exons. Gene Ontology annotation, molecular function: calcium ion binding; calcium sensitive guanylate cyclase activator activity. Gene Ontology annotation, biological process: visual perception. Bases 13 to 591 code for a protein of 192 amino acids. Gene Ontology annotation, cellular component: photoreceptor inner segment; cone photoreceptor outer segment. The record is from RefSeq and is a predicted model, not a curated record. Lineage: Eukaryota; Metazoa; Chordata; Actinopteri; Elopiformes; Megalopidae.
CCUGGUGAUACCAUGGGACAAUCGCAAAGCGACGGGGAUGAGGAGGUCGCACUGUCGCAAAUUCAGGACCUCUAUAAGAAAUUUGCCUCCGAAUGCCCAAGUGGAAACUUGCAUUUGCAUGAAUUCAAAAAAAUCUUUGGGGUCACUAGCGAGUCGUCGGCAGAGGAAUCUGCAUAUAUGGAAAACCUAUUCCGCUCCUUCGACACGAAUCAGGACAACACAAUAGAUUUCUUGGAAUAUGUGGCAGCCGUGCACCUUGUUCUUCGGGGGAAACUCGAAGAUAAGCUGAAGUGGUCUUUUAAGGUCUACGACAGGGAUGGCAACGGUCGCCUUGACAAACGCGAAGUGAGACACAUUAUUAAGAUAAUUUCUAAGAUUAAGCAAUGCAGUGGUGAAUCUGACCGUGAAUCCCUAUCACCUGACCAAAUAUGCGACAGAAUCUUUGAGCUCAUCGACAAAAAUAAAGAUGGUCAGAUUUCACUUGAAGAAUUCUUGGAAGGUGCUCAGAAGGAUGAAUGGGUUUUAGACCAUCUCAAACUGGAUCUAAGGCCUUGUGAAUGGUUUAUUGAAAUGCAAAGAAGGAACCCAUGACUGUGAAAGAACUGUGAGGUGGAAUGCAAAACAAAUAGCUAUACUUACAUCAGUGAUACAAAAUAAGCUUUAAACUCUUGGAUUUUGCAAUUUGGAAAUAUUGUUUCAAGGCUGGCCUGAAAAAUGAAGACUCAAGCUCACACCAAACUGAUGAUUGGACUUAUAAGGCAGAGCAGUGUGAUGUAUGCUUGAAGUGAUGCACUGUUCCUUAGACAUUGUUAAC